AUGAAAAUUAUGUACAAUUCAACCGAUGAGGAAUUAUUACAAAUCGACGAUUGUAUUGAUACGUGGUCAACAAGAAUGGCAAGUGCAAGCGAUUUUCAACGUUUAUAUAAUGCUUCUUCAGCUAAUCUAACAAAGAUUAGUAAUAAUGUUACGGAUCUUGAAAAAAUUGUUCAAAAAUUAGGUACACCAGAAGAUAGUGAACCAUUACGUGAACGCUAUCAUCGUCUCCAAAAUGAAACAAAAAUUUUAAUGCAACAAACAAAUAAUGCAUUUCAAGAACUUAAUAAUACUCGUGUAUUAACUGAAGCUGAUCAGAGACGUAAAAAAACAUUAACUGAAAACUUUCCAAACCAAUAUUUAGCAACAUUAAAUCGUUUUCAAGAAGCACAACGUAUUGGCGCACAAAAAGAAAAAGAAAGUCUUAAUCGUGUACGAGCUAUUUCAUUUCGUCAACAUGGAAUAUCAGACUCACAAUUUGCUAAUGACUUUUUUGGGAAACCAACACAUGAUCAAUUUCAAAGACAAGCUGUUUUAUCUAUUGAACAAGAAGUUGAUAUGAGAGAAUUAAGAGAACGUGAUGAACAAAUACGUGAACUUGAGGUAAAAAAUAAACUUGAAUAUUUAAAAAUGAAAAAUGAUUCAAAACUAUGCUAUACAUACAAAGUUAAUUGUUUUUAUGUUAACAGAGCAUCAGGAUUUUAUAUGAGAUAA
Rotaria sp. Silwood2 is the source of this 711-nucleotide messenger RNA. NCBI's taxonomy places the organism in Eukaryota, Metazoa, Rotifera, Eurotatoria, Philodinida, Philodinidae. The record is from the annotation of a GenBank genome assembly.